AUGUCCAACAAUAUGGCAAAGAUCGCAGAGGAGCGCAAGGCAGUGGAGCAGCUCAAGCUGGAGGUCAACAUUGACAGGAUGAAGGUUUCGAAGGCUGCUGCUGACCUCCUGGCAUUCUGCGAGGCUCAUGCGAAGGAAGACCCCAUGGUGACCUCAGUGCCCUCCUCAGAAAACCCCUUUCGUGAGAAGAAGCUCUUUUGUGCCAUCCUGUAAUCCAACCACAACAUCAACAACCAUAUUAUUAUUUAUUUGGCAGACGCCUUUAUCCAAGGCAACUUAUAGGUGUUAGAGGGUUACAAUGUAAGCUUAAUAUUUAAAUACAGUGUAGUUUACAGCAAGUAAGCAAUA
Polyodon spathula (Mississippi paddlefish) is the source of this 348-nucleotide messenger RNA. Its product is annotated as guanine nucleotide-binding protein G(I)/G(S)/G(O) subunit gamma-8-like. The transcript is spliced from 2 exons. Gene Ontology annotation, biological process: G protein-coupled receptor signaling pathway. The coding region runs from base 1 to 213 and encodes 70 amino acids. The record is from RefSeq and is a predicted model, not a curated record. Gene Ontology annotation, cellular component: heterotrimeric G-protein complex. NCBI's taxonomy places the organism in Eukaryota, Metazoa, Chordata, Actinopteri, Acipenseriformes, Polyodontidae. Gene Ontology annotation, molecular function: G-protein beta-subunit binding.